This is a messenger RNA of Aureobasidium musti, 441 nucleotides long. The record is from the annotation of a GenBank genome assembly. NCBI's taxonomy places the organism in Eukaryota, Fungi, Ascomycota, Dothideomycetes, Dothideales, Saccotheciaceae.
AUGGCUCCGGAUCUCGCUGGCAUCUUUGCCAAUUUGAACCCUCAAGCCCAGGCACCAAAUAUGUUCAACCCUGCACAGCAGCAGCCUGUUAUGGAUCCAUCUCCCGCUGCGUUUGCAGCCCUGUUCUCACAGCUCAACCCAGGCCAGAAUGGUGGACCAGGUGCUAACUUCAACCAAUUCCCAUUCCCUGGAUUCCCUAUGCCCAACAUGGGCCAAUUUCCGGGACAGCAGCAGAAUCAGCAACCUCCAUUCGAGAACGAAGAGCGUCGUCGCUGGCGCGAAGGCGGUGGCGAUAACAACAACAACGAUCACAUGCGCCGUGGUAAGCCUGGNAAGAAAGUAAGCACCUUCACCGACAAGCGCUUCACGGUGCCAUGCAAGUACUUCAAAAAGGGACAGUGCCAGAAAGGAGACACUUGCACAUAUCGACAUGAAUAUUGA